Capsella rubella is the source of this 400-nucleotide messenger RNA. RefSeq lists its product as uncharacterized. Bases 8 to 271 code for a protein of 87 amino acids. The record is from RefSeq and is a predicted model, not a curated record. The transcript has 2 exons. Lineage: Eukaryota; Viridiplantae; Streptophyta; Magnoliopsida; Brassicales; Brassicaceae.
AAUACAAAUGGGUUCAAAGAAGCCAAGCAAUGCUAAGCUUCUAUCUUUGUUUCUUCUACUUCUUUGUCUCUUCCCUGAAAUUGGAGGGAUUCAGACCACUCACCGGAGAGCUGAGGAACUUGUGAGAGGGAGAAUUACAACCCCUCCUUCAGUAACAUGUGGAGGCCAAAGACUUGGAGGACCACGACCGCGUUUACCUCCAUGCCCACGACCACGACCACGACCACGGCCUCGUUCGCGCUCUUCAAGAAGAUCUACUACCAACCCUUGACGGAGAAGAAAAAUAAGAAUAUCAAUAUUCUGUUUAUGUGCUGCCACUUUAAUUUCUACUUUUUAAGAUACGAUCACGAAUAAAUUGUUGAUCCUCAUAUACACAAUAUAUAAUAGUCGUAUGAAAAAA